This is a messenger RNA of Aspergillus tubingensis, 1332 nucleotides long. Its product is annotated as DUF821 domain protein. The coding region runs from base 1 to 1332 and encodes 443 amino acids. The transcript has 2 exons. The record is from RefSeq and is a predicted model, not a curated record. NCBI's taxonomy places the organism in Eukaryota, Fungi, Ascomycota, Eurotiomycetes, Eurotiales, Aspergillaceae.
AUGCAAUUACUACAAAGCCAGUCGUUAGGCUUUCGCUUUAUAGCCACCGGGGCCGUUCUCUCCCUAAUCAUAACCACAUUCCUUAUCUUCGGCACACGAUACUCCAAUGACGUCGCCAAGUAUGCUCUGAAGACCUCCCUCAAGUCAGCCCCGCAGGCAUGCUUGCAUACCUCGUCGUCGUUUGAAAAAAGUAAUGCUACGACGUGGGAGUUUAUGGUCGAGCGCGAUGGCGACAAUCACGGACUUUCAGAUGAGCAAUGUCGCCUCGCGUUUCCGAAGCUGUUCUUCGAGCUGGACAAAUCUGCAUCGCUGAAAGAAAGUCAUCGCAUUACGUUCAAGGAAUUGGAUAGUCUGCAGGUGGAGGAUGGAAUGGUGCGGGGCAUCAUUCAUCAUGGUGAGCUAUAUGUAGUAGAUUUCGGCGCAAUGCCCGCGACAUUCACACGCGGGAAAGCAACAUUACACGCGCUUCAUCGUGCGCUUGCCUCGUUUCCGGACCGAGGCAGUCUACCAGAUGUUGAAUUCGUCCUGACGACGGAGGAUUAUAGCACUCAUGAGGGGCCAGUCUGGUCUUAUUCCAAACGGGACGAGCAGGAGAAUGUUUGGUUAAUGCCCGACUUUGGAUACUGGUCGUGGCCGGAGGUCAAGAUCGGUCCCUACAAGGAUAUUCGCCGCCGCAUUGCUGCCGUCGACGAUGGCGAAGUAACCCUGGAUGGGAAGUUUAUUCCAGGCUUACCAUUCCAGGAUAAGAAGAAGCAGCUCGCCUGGAGAGGAAGCGUGGCUACGAACCCAGAGAUCCGGGGAAAGCUGUUGAAGGCAGCGCAGGGCAGGAGCUGGGCAAGCAUCCGGGUGAUUGAUUGGGACGAUGAGAAUGAUGUCCAGUUCAAUCUCCUCCCGAUGGAGGAUUACUGCCAGUAUAUGUUCCUGGCACAUGCAGAAGGACGGAGCUUUUCAGGCCGCGGAAAGUAUCUUCUGAACUGUCGCUCUGUGGUGGUCUCGCAUAAGCUGGUCUGGCGCGAGGCACAUCAUGCUGCCCUCAUUGCGUCCGGACCGGAGGCGAAUUACGUCGAGGUCGAGCGUGACUUUUCAGAUCUUGAUCGUAAGAUGGAGUUUCUCAUUGAUCAUCCGGAGACUGCGCAACGCAUUGCGGAGAAUUCGGUGAAGACGUUUCGAGACCGGUAUUUGACACCUGCUGCGGAGUCGUGCUACUGGAGGCAAUUGAUUCGACAGUAUGCUGCAUCGUGCGAGUUUGAGCCCGUUUUGUAUACGCAGGAGAAUGGCAGGAGAGAGCCUCGUGGUGUUCCUUUUGAGAAUUGGGUCCUUACAGGUUUCUAA